Molecule: messenger RNA, 4625 nt
Organism: Phragmites australis (common reed)
Lineage: Eukaryota; Viridiplantae; Streptophyta; Magnoliopsida; Poales; Poaceae
Exons: 5
Coding region: 1590-3977 (795 amino acids)
Biological process (GO): heterochromatin formation
Source: RefSeq, a predicted model, not a curated record
GCCGUCUUUUUUUUUGGGAGCCAAAACGAAAGCCGACUGUUCCGGCGAUAUCAGGGCGAGUCCGACGCAGUCGCAGCCUUGGCAGUUGGCACCGCACGACGCUGUGUUUCCAUUUCCGGCUCACGCCCCCCCGAGGCCGUCCCCACCCAACUGCGUCCCUGACUCCGGCUAAAGCACCGCCGCUCGCCCCUCCCCGGUCGAAACCCUCGUUGCAUCCCCGCAGAAGCGCUGCACGCAAGCUCUCUCCCGGGGCAGCGCGGCGCGCCGGCAACGCUCGAUUCGGGGGCAUCCGGGGUGCGGCGAUCGGUGUGCUGCGAUGCUCGAUUUCUAGGUUCCUUUGAUUCCUUGUAUCAAUUUACUCGUUGAGCUUGGCAUUCUCCCUGCAACAUCUUGCGAACAAUUGGCCCAAAUUGUGAAAUAGCUCCUAUAGUUGAUGGCGUCAUAUUAUAAUCUUAAAGGCCUUCUGUUUUAUGCUUCUGUGUGUGGUCCUUGUGUUGCAAAUAAUGGUUUUAGUGCAUUCCAUGCCUUUGCCGUGGCAUCAAAUCCUCUUUGUUCUUCCAUGCGAUGGCAAACCAAAUUACAUGGUAGAAAUCAACAUUUUCGUGUCACACUUAAUAUAUAGAUAUUAUUUCCAGUUAUGUAUUGUUAACUAUGUAGUCAAUGAGCACAAUGGGCAUAUGUAAAAAAUGUUAAACUUCUUUGUAUAGCUUCGUCUGCAUUGUUUUCCAUUUCAAUUUCCAUAGAUUAUAUUUUUUGCAUCUUAGAUUCUUUUCAUGAACCUUUGUUUUAAUCCCCAAUUGAUUCCAUUAGGCUGUGGUGAAAAUUUAUUACUAAAGAUUCUAGUAGUAUUGCAGAUGUUGAGUAAGUUGUCAUAAUUAUGUUUUGGUCGUUAAAGUACCAAAAAAGUAGUUAUAAUAUGAUUAUUGUCUACAACUAUGAUAAUAUCUGCUUUGCAACCCCCACUGCCACCUCACGGCUCCACCCGAUCUUGUUUUGUCCUUGUUAGAAGGACUUAGAAGGACAUGUAGACAUUAGUUUUUGUUUAUUUGUGUCACCGAAGCUACUUUCCCUGGACAGUAAAUUGUGAAAGAGCCCGCCAUAAUUGGGUUCUGUACUCUGGAGUAGUGGAUCCAGAAAAUGACGACCUGCACACGAAAUCAUUAGGAGUUUAUUCAUUCAUAGCAUUCUAAAAUAACUAUGUUUGCAUUUCCUGGAACGUGGAGCUCCGAAUUGAUUGAAGAAGUUGUUUUGUACUUUGCUUGUUUAGCAUAGACACUAAUAAUAGUUUUCUCAUGAGCUUCAGUAUAGAAAUUGAGGACCUUUUAUUGUCUUCCUCAGGUAUCUCACUCAAAUAUAGAAGUUAUAUAAUUAUGUUUGUAUUAUGUUAUUUCUGACAUUUUCAUGUUAAAUAAUAUUGCUAGCAUCUUUUCGUGAUUAAUGAUAAGAAAUGCGAUUUUUUAAUAAAAUGUCACCCUAUCAAUGAACUGAUUUGAUGUACUAUAUAAUGCCAUUUUUGUAAGGCAAGUCUUGUUCAUGGCAACGGCAUAAAAUCUCCGAUUCUGCCACUCUGAUAUUUUUAUCUGAGAUAUAUGGAUCAUGAGGAAGCCUGCAAGGAAUCACAUGCACGUGAAAAACUUGAUAUAGGCAAGAGAAGAGAAGAAGACAAAUCAUCUUAUGACCCUGUACUAGAGGAAGGUGAGUUCAGGAAGGAUGAACCGUUUGGAUUAGAAAGCCUUGUCCACAAGGAUAUGGUUGCAAGUGCGAUAAAGUUGAGUUCACUUGCUAAGAUGGCAGUUAAAAAGGGACAGGUCAAUACAAGGCAAUCAACUUCGCCUGAAAGAGGCUCCCAUCAAGUAGGCACUGCAAAUACUACUGUUGAACAGUCUAAAUAUAGUCCAUUGGAGGGUCAAUCUGUUAAUGUGAGGCAAACAACUUUUCAUCGAAAAUGUUCUGAGAAACACCGUCAAUGUUAUUCCCCAUCUUUCCAUGUUAGUUCAAAAGAAAGGCAUGAGCAAAGGAAGCGUACCUGUUUUGGAUACCAUGAGUAUCACCAUGCUCUGGAAAAGAUUGAGAAAGUGUGUUCAGAAAGGCUCGGUAAACUAUUGUUGCAGCAGAAUGGAGAUCGCAAGGAAUUCAAUAUUCUGAGAAAGAAACAGGAGUCAGAAUUCUUCCAAGAACAUGUGCACUCUUAUAAAGUCCAUUACGAGCGUGUAAUACCAACAGUAAGAUAUCACAGGAUGAAGCUACCAAAGUUACUUUUCUGCAUUUUGUGUGAGAUAUUUCAUAAACAUAUCCAAUCUCAGCUCAGAAAUUUUGUAAAAUGGCAAAUAAAUGAUAGAAACAAGGAGAAGAGAAAAAAAGAACGGUGGAUAUUUGAGGCAAAAGCUGGCUACCUUAAGAAAUAUUUUGAUGAGACUUCCUUGACAUAUUCUGGAUUUGAGAUGGAGAAAUCAAAGUGGCGGGUACAUGAUUAUUCUGGAGGUGAAGAACAGCUCAAAUAUUUGGGCAUGCAAUCUCUGAUUACUGAAAUUGAAGCAAUUGCUUCUAGUUCUGAGCUUGAAGGGACCCAUACAAGUAAGGAAAGUGGUGUUUUUGAGCCUGUUCUAGAAAACUUACAAUCUCCGCUUGAAACAAAUGGAGGUACAAAGCAUGGGUUAUCGGUUGACGCAGCAGAAGAAAUUGCCAUCGUAAAUAGCAUGUCUUCUCAGUUGAACUAUACACCUGCAAUGGAGUUCAGUGAAAAAGUUGGGACACAAGUUGAGAUCUCAUCGCCACCUCAAAAUGAGGGGGAAAACGUGGAGAAAUCCUGUUCUUCUGAAGAAGUCACUGGUGAAGCAUUGGAUUUUGCUAAGGCAGUGACUGCUGAUUCAGAAAACACUCCGCCUGUUUCUAGAGAGAAGCGAAGCCGCACGAGUUCUGGUGAUGAUGCACCAGAAGGUUCUUGUUCUAGGUCCCAAAGAAAGUUUCCACAUGAGUUUGCCUCAAAUUUUCACAAAACAGCAUUGGAUCACGAGGAACCUCGAGCUGCAAGGCCACCUUCUGUUAAUGUUGAUCAAACGGAACAAGCUGAUGAUGCAGGUAGGAAGGAAGUACCUAGUGAUCAAACCUCUUCCUGUGCCCAAAUCACUGAGCAGCGAAACAUUAAUGUGAAUUCAUCAAUGUUAACCCAAAGUUUAACACAACAGCAACAAUGUGAUCCGACUAGUCAAAAUGCUGCUCAUCAAUAUCAACCAUCCAGCAGGAAUACUUGUUCAGUAAGAACUGGGUUAGACAGCCCUGGGGCAUCAAAUGUUCAGCAGCAGUCAGCCAACCAGAUGACAACCAACUCCAUGGUUGAGCAAUAUUUGCCUGAAAGUGGGCUUCAAUCAGAGCCAAUUACCACUGAGUUGAGUCAACUGCUUAGGUUGUGUAGUGAUAACACCUCUACCUUUGCCCAAGUCACUGAGCAGCGAAACGGCAAUGCUCAUUUAUCCCCAUUAACCCAACGUGUAACACAGCAGCAAUAUCAACCAUCUGGAGGGAAUACUUGUUCAGUAAGAGCUUGGUUAGACGGCCCUGGGGCAUCAACUGUUCAACGGCAGUCAGCCAACCAAACAACAGGCUCCACUUUGGAACAAAAUAAGCUUGAAAGUGGGCUUCAAUCAGAUCCAUUAACCAUUGAGUUGAGUCAACUGCUUGUGCUGCGUGAUCUGAUGUCCAAGAGGCAUCUAUUUAAGCGGCAAAAAAUUAUCUUGGAGCGUGAAAUGGCGAUGGCUGAGUGCAAAAGGAAGUUUGAUGAGCAGUUCCAUAAUUUAGAGAUGGAAACACUGCAGGAAAAGAAGGAUAUUCAGAUACUCCAGGAUAAAUUAUGCAAGCAACAGAUGUUGGCUGAGACAUUCCAGGUUAUACAUAAGGCCUCUGCUGGGGUUGUUUCAUGCUGUCAGAGAGGUACACCCAGGAUAACGACGGGAGAGCCUAAUCAAUCAUCAGACCAGUAAGUUUCGCGGUUUCUUGCAUCAGCAACCAUAUACCAGCCAUCGCAACCUGCUGUGCAAAAUCAUCCACAAACAACUUUAGACUGCCUAUAGUGACAACACAACAGGCUACAGUGAACACUUUGGGUGGGCAGAUCUGCACCUACCUUAACGCAUGCUCCAAGUGGUGUCAUGGGUGCUGGAGUUACAUACCAUGCACCGGCACCUCACCUCCGAGCCUUUGUAAAGCGUCUCAUCGUGGGAUUGCCAGCUUGGAGAAGUAGCUGCAACUUGAUAAUCUCUUCGAAGCAUCCAUGCAACCUGUAAAGCCUUACCAUGAACUUCAGUUCUAUGUGUUUAGAAGUCGAGUGUCCUUUUGUAUCUUGCUCAGAGAGGAGUCGAUUUGACGCAGGGAGGAACUCUUUCUCCUGUAUGCCUGUCUUCUUGUUGGAUCAGCUUGACAUUUCUGCUCAGGUAAACUUGAAUCUGCCCUCUGGAUUACAGUGUGUACCUGGGAGUUCAGUUUUUAUUUAUCGAGUAGCAGACUAUAGUUCUGAGCAUUGCUUAGUGAGAACUGACGUUUGUUCAGUCAGUCUGGUUCACACUAGUUACUGGCUGAUUAGCUUGCGUCUGUUCUGGUUAUCUGAAUUCUGAAAGCAAGAUCUUGCAGGA